This is a messenger RNA of Mus musculus (house mouse), 654 nucleotides long. RefSeq names its product small nuclear ribonucleoprotein D3 (gene Snrpd3). NCBI's taxonomy places the organism in Eukaryota, Metazoa, Chordata, Mammalia, Rodentia, Muridae. Bases 130 to 510 code for a protein of 126 amino acids. The transcript is spliced from 4 exons. Gene Ontology annotation, cellular component: telomerase holoenzyme complex; U2-type catalytic step 1 spliceosome; U12-type spliceosomal complex. Gene Ontology annotation, molecular function: RNA binding; U7 snRNA binding; telomerase RNA binding. Gene Ontology annotation, biological process: spliceosomal snRNP assembly; RNA processing; mRNA splicing, via spliceosome. The record is from RefSeq and is marked validated.
AUUCUGGGAGCGCGUGGUAUUCGUGAGAGUCGGGCCGGUCGUUCUCUCGCCUUCGCCUUCUAACGUUUGUGCCAGAACCGGAAAAAAAAUAAAGCCUGCAGUUAAUUGCCCGGGAAGAGUCCUGCCAAGAUGUCUAUUGGUGUGCCGAUUAAAGUCUUGCACGAGGCUGAAGGCCACAUAGUGACGUGUGAGACCAACACCGGGGAAGUAUACCGAGGGAAGCUCAUUGAAGCAGAGGACAACAUGAACUGUCAGAUGUCCAACAUCACAGUCACAUACAGAGAUGGUCGAGUGGCACAGCUGGAACAGGUAUAUAUACGUGGCAGCAAGAUCCGAUUUCUGAUUUUGCCUGACAUGCUGAAAAAUGCACCCAUGUUAAAGAGCAUGAAAAAUAAAAACCAAGGCUCAGGGGCCGGCAGAGGAAAAGCUGCUAUCCUGAAGGCCCAAGUGGCCGCACGAGGGAGAGGACGUGGGAUGGGACGUGGGAACAUCUUCCAGAAGCGAAGAUAAUAUUCUCCAUUGAAGAGAACGUUGUCCUUUCUUCUCUUUGAUUAUUGCAGGGGUUUUGGGGGGAGGGGGUAUUACAUGUGCAUAUGUCUUAGAUUUUCUUUUGAUAAACUGUUAAGCUAAAUAAAAUUUGGUUGUUUUGUGGUU